UAUAUCAAGAUUAUUAUGAACUCCCCGGAUGUGUGUAAACUGAAACUGAAAGUUAAAGUUUACAGCACAUAUUCAACUCUAUUUUUUUUUAUUAGAAUCCACUAAAAAGAUGGUUGCCCACAUUGUAACUGUUGUGUAUACAGCAUUUAUGGUAUAUACUGCAUGGCCAGGAUCAAGUUUGUUUUCCUGGCAUCCUACACUGAUGGUGUUUGCUUUUGUUGCCUGUAUGUGGGAGGGUCUUCUGGUGUUUAACAGAGAAAGCUCUCUGUUUGUCAAUGUUGCCAGACCAACCAAAGUACUAAUUCAUCAGGUCUUGAACAUGGCAGCUGUCGUGUGUGCAAUUCUUGGUUUCACCGUCAUCUAUUACAAUAAAUCCAUCAAUGAUAAGCCACAUUUUACGACCUGGCAUGGUUUGUUGGGGUUGAUAACCGUCAUAUACAUCACAGCGCAGUCGUUAGGCGGAGAUGUAGUGAAAUACGAGUGGAUCAGAAGAAUUAUAGGUGUGCGAAUGAGCUUAGGAAAGUUAAAGAUUUAUCACGCUACAUCAGGACUGGUAGCUUUUACUUUAGUUGUGACAACAAUGAUGUUGGCCUUAUAUUCCACAUGGUUUACAUCACAAGUUGGUUGGGUGCUAUGGCUACUGUGUAACGGCAGCGUGUCAUUCAUGGCUGUAAUUAUAAUGAAUCAAGUUGUGACAGAAUAUUUACCAAAGACACAGAGACAAACUGUAGCAGCCCCUCUGCCUACAAAGAAAACAUCACAAAAAAGCGGAAGUUCAAGGAAAAAUAAGAAAUCCAAUUAAGAAAUAUUUAUUGUUAUGUCAACUUGAAUGAUUUUAAAGGGCAAUUAUAAAAGAAGUCAAUUUAUUAUUUAAAGUCAAACCUGUGUUCUUUGAAGUAUUUUAGUGAUACUGGUAAACUAAAACUACUGAAAAGACUUUUCCAAAAUCAAUUUUGGACAGCCCAUUUUCAAUUUAGGGAUAUCACGAUGAAAAUAUUUUAAAUGUUGGUCUUGGGAUGGCAUAAAUUCUGUUUGCAUGCCUGGUUCUAAACAUAAACUUGUUGGUUUUAUCAUGGGAUAGGUUAAUUAUGAUUAAAUCUACAUACACACUUAUUUUUCUCUUUUUUUUCUUAGUAAAGUUAUUUUUAUUUCUUUUUAAUACACAUAAAUCAAACAUUUUGCACUUGUACUAUUGUAAUAUUGUGCUUGUUCAUAGUUGUCCUAGAAACAUCGUUGUAUUUAACUCAGGGAUGCUGUUCGAUAUAUAAUUAUCAUACUGUUAAACGAUAAAUUCUUCUCAUAAUUUAUUGCAUUUUUCUGAUGUCAACACUCUUUGGAAGGUGAUAUUGGUUUCAUUUGCCAUCAUUUCUAGUUGCAUAAUUAUGUCCGUCUGUCUGUCCGAGCCUCCCCACUUGCACAAUAAUCAUGUCCAAACUGUAACUUUGUCAUGCAUUGAAGGAUUUUGAAAUAACUUGGCACAAAUGUCUAUCACAUAACAACGUUGUGUUGUGUGUUGUGUCCAAGAACCACCUCCCUUCUGCAAAGGUCAAGGUCACACUUAUAUUUUGAAGGUUCAAGCUAUCACAAUUAGAGAUUAUAGGUACACACAUUGUGUCUGUACUAUAACUUUGUCAAUUUGUAUUGAAGAGUUUUAAAAUAACUUGGCACAAAUGUCUGCAACAUCAAGAUAAAGAGUUGUGUGUAAGACUCAUGUUCCUACCUCCAAGGUCAAGGUCACUCUAAUAGUUUGAAGGUACUUAAGAAGAGUUUAAAGGUACACAUUAGUUUCCAAAAUGUAACAUUGUCAUGCAUUCAAAGAUUUUAAAAUAACUUGGCACAUCAAGAUGACGUGUCACAUCCAAGACCCUUGUCCCAAGGUGUUAAGUUUGCUAUAAAUAGCAGUUUAUUUCACAAGAACAAUAUUAAGCAAUUAGUUACUUUCAUUGUCUUUUCUUUUCAUAAUACCUGCAUGCUAAAGAAACCUUUUCAGGGGCAUUCGUCACCUGUGUUUUUAAUUUUAAAUUCUAAUAAGAGUUCUUGCAGCAGAUAUUAGCUUAUACUUUUUUUAAGGAUUGACUUUAUAUACAUGUGUAUCUGUGUAUGUAUCUGUGUAUGUAUCUAUGUUGCUAAUGCUUUGUUGUACACAUUUAGUCAAUUAAAAAAAUUAAAAAUUUCUAAUACAUAAA
This is a messenger RNA of Ruditapes philippinarum (Manila clam), 2186 nucleotides long. RefSeq names its product transmembrane reductase CYB561D2-like. The transcript is spliced from 3 exons. Gene Ontology annotation, molecular function: transmembrane monodehydroascorbate reductase activity. The record is from RefSeq and is a predicted model, not a curated record. Lineage: Eukaryota; Metazoa; Mollusca; Bivalvia; Venerida; Veneridae. The coding region runs from base 110 to 802 and encodes 230 amino acids.